AUGUUUUUUAAGCCCCGGCGCAUAGACUUGUUGUUAGGAACAGAGGCCUUCUUUGAUGCCCUUGCUGUUGGCCAAAUUCGACUGGGUGCAAAUUUACCGACGCUUCAGAAGACGUUGUUUGGUUGGGUCGUCUCUGGUAGGUUUCGAGGUGACUAUAACGUGACGUCAUCAUCUUGUCUGCUGUCAAAUGAAACCUCAAUCGACGAGAAUUUGCAACGCCUAUGGCAACUGGAAGCCAUCGACACGUCACCAAAACCAACUCAGCCAGACCAUCGAAUUUGUGAAGAGCAUUUCACAAAAACAACUCAUCAAGACCACACUGGUCGAAUUACUGUAAAUCUGCCAUUUAAAGACAACCCAAUUUGUCUCGGAGAUUCCUUCGAUAUCGCUCGUCGGCGAUUCCUUGCGCUUGAGAGACGUCUCCUACGUUCGUCCGAAAUCCGUCCGCAGUACAUUGCCUUCAUGGAAGAGUACGAAAGUCUUGGGCACAUGUCAGUAGUAGCACACCCCAACUUGAAAGAGCCACACUACUAUAUGCCACAUCACUGCGUGCUUAAACCUAGCAGCACGUCAACCAAAUUGCGAGUAGUGUUUGAUGCCUCGUGCCGCACCUCAACACAAACAUCAUUGAACGAUCAUUUGUUAGUGGGGCCCACAAUUCAACAAGAUUUAUACAUGCUUCUAUUACGUUUUCGUCUGUAUCGUUUCGCCAUCACCGCAGAUAUCACUAAAAUGUACAGGGCACCCCAUUUUGGCGGUCUCUGGGAAGCAGCAGUUAAAAGCGCAAAGGGACUGCUCUAUCGCACAUUGGCUAAUACAAGAUUAACAUAUGAAGAACUGAGCACUGUAGCUGUGGAAAUAGAGGCCAUACUAAACUCGCGUCCGCUCUCACCGCUAUCAUCAGAUCCCAAUGACUUUGAAGCACUCACUGCUGGACAUUUUUUGGUCGGGUCAUCGCUACGUGCCCUACCCGAAGGCUGA
Anastrepha obliqua is the source of this 981-nucleotide messenger RNA. RefSeq lists its product as uncharacterized. Gene Ontology annotation, molecular function: nucleic acid binding. The record is from RefSeq and is a predicted model, not a curated record. NCBI's taxonomy places the organism in Eukaryota, Metazoa, Arthropoda, Insecta, Diptera, Tephritidae. The transcript has 2 exons. The coding region runs from base 1 to 981 and encodes 326 amino acids.